AGACUCCAGACAGGUAUGCGAGGUGCCUUUGGAAAGCCCCAGGGCACAGUGGCCAGGGUCCACAUUGGCCAGGUCAUAAUGUCCAUCCGCACCAAGCUGCAGAACAAGGAACAUGUGAUUGAAGCCCUCCGACGGGCCAAGUUCAAGUUCCCUGGCCGCCAGAAGAUCUACAUCUCUAAGAAGUGGGGAUUUACCAAAUUCAACGCGGAUGAAUUUGAGAACAUGGUGGCAGAAAAGCGACUCAUCCCUGAUGGCUGUGGGGUCAAAUACAUCCCUAAUCGUGGUCCCCUGGCAAAUGGCGGGUCCUGCACUCAUGAGCAUCAGCGCUGUCCCCUCCUUAAUCAUGCUCACCAAUAAAUGCUAUUUCCUGUCAAAAAAAAAAAAAAAAA
Messenger RNA from Capra hircus (goat), 389 nucleotides. RefSeq names its product 60S ribosomal protein L10-like. Gene Ontology annotation, molecular function: structural constituent of ribosome. NCBI's taxonomy places the organism in Eukaryota, Metazoa, Chordata, Mammalia, Artiodactyla, Bovidae. Bases 16 to 357 code for a protein of 113 amino acids. The transcript has a single exon. The record is from RefSeq and is a predicted model, not a curated record. Gene Ontology annotation, biological process: translation; ribosomal large subunit assembly. Gene Ontology annotation, cellular component: ribosome; cytosolic large ribosomal subunit.